UCGACAAACUCUUUCUCUGGGGGGACCUGACCUCAAAAUGGAUCAUCGGAAUUCCAAAACGGCGCCGUCGGAGGCGGUCAUCGAGCACCGAGCCUACGCCAGGGUCGGUCUGCUCGGCAACCCCAGCGACGUUUACUACGGCCGCACCAUCUCCUUCAGCCUCGGCAACUUCUGGGCCUCCGUCAAAUUACACCCCUCCGAUGACCUCGUCAUCCAGCCCCACCCCACCCACGACCUCGUCGUCUUCUCAUCUCUCCCCCACCUGGUGAAUCGGCUGGAGAACGAGGGCUAUUACGGCGGUGUUCGGUUGCUGAUGGCAAUUUGCAAAGUUUUUUUUGACUACUGCAAGGAGAAGGGGAUCCAUCUCGACUCUAGAAAUUUCACUCUCUCGUAUGAUACCAAUAUCCCUCGUCAGACCGGGCUUUCGGGUUCUAGUGCUAUUGUGUGUGCGGCGCUUAGCUGCCUGCUUGACUUCUACAAGGUGAGGCAUUUGAUCAAAGUGGAGGCCAGGCCCGGCAUUGUGCUCGGCGCGGAGAAACAGCUGGGAAUUGUUGCUGGUCUUCAGGAUCGGGUUGCGCAGGUUUAUGGAGGACUUGUUAACAUGGAAUUUGACAAGGAACAUAUGGAUAGUUUGGGGCAUGGCAUUUACACGCCGAUGGAUGUUAGUUUGCUCCCGCCUCUACAUCUCAUAUAUGCCGAGAAUCCAAGCGAUUCUGGAAAGGUACACAGUACCGUUCGCCAAAGGUGGCUUAAUGGCGACGAGCUUAUAAUAUCAUCUAUGAAAGAAGUUGCAGAUAUUGCGAAAGAAGGAAGGACAGCCUUACUUGAGAAGGACUACACUAAACUAGUAGCUCUUAUGAAUUCAAAUUUUGAUCUGAGAAGACGCAUGUUUGGAGACGAUGCACUUGGUGCUUUAAACAUAGAGAUGGUAGAGGUUGCCAGAAGGGUGGGUGCAGCCUCGAAGUUCACAGGUAGUGGAGGAGCUGUGGUUGUAUUUUGUCCUGAUGGUCCUUCUCAAGUGAAGCUAUUAGAGGUCGCGUGUGUAAGUGCUGGUUUCAAACUUGAACCAAUUAAAGUUAUUCCCUCUCUUCUAACUGAGGUUGAUCUUCAAACCCUGUCAAAAUAAGCAUUUGAAUUCUUUCCAAUUUAGUUACUAUGCAUACAUUAAAAUUUUACACCCUUCCCCUCAAUCUCUUGUCCCAUUGAAUGUAUUGGCUAAGUACAACCUUCAGUUUGUUGAUGUGUGUUGUUAAUAAAAGAGAGAGAUUUCAAUUUGGUUUA
Argentina anserina (silverweed cinquefoil) is the source of this 1281-nucleotide messenger RNA. RefSeq names its product glucuronokinase 1. The coding region runs from base 38 to 1126 and encodes 362 amino acids. The transcript is spliced from 6 exons. Gene Ontology annotation, molecular function: ATP binding. The record is from RefSeq and is a predicted model, not a curated record. NCBI's taxonomy places the organism in Eukaryota, Viridiplantae, Streptophyta, Magnoliopsida, Rosales, Rosaceae.